Messenger RNA from Setaria italica (foxtail millet), 1183 nucleotides. Its product is annotated as protein CURVATURE THYLAKOID 1A, chloroplastic. The record is from RefSeq and is a predicted model, not a curated record. The transcript has 5 exons. Lineage: Eukaryota; Viridiplantae; Streptophyta; Magnoliopsida; Poales; Poaceae. Gene Ontology annotation, cellular component: chloroplast thylakoid membrane; thylakoid. Bases 302 to 772 code for a protein of 156 amino acids.
UUUUUGAAACUCGAGUUAGCUCUAUGCCUUCGGCGCGGCCCCUCGCCGGCGACGCCGCCGCCGCGGCCUCACACUGUCAGAACCACACGGCUUCUCGCACCACGUGCUACACCUACCCGUUCUCCAGUCUCCACUCGAGCCCACCCACCUGAAGCUCCAAGCCCAAAGCAAGCAAGCUCCGCAACCACCCUCUGCUCCUCUACGGGUCUCCGCUCCCUUCUCCUCUCCUAGGGUUAGCAAGCUUGGUCUCGUAGGCCUUCGCGCGCGACUGCGCCCGCCCGCUGCCCGCACCGGCACCGAGAUGGCAGCCGCCGCUGCGGCGGCGCGGCCGGUGCCCCUCCGCCGCCCAGGCGCUCUCCUCCGCUCUCCGGGGCCCUGCAGCCUGCUCGCCUCCCGCGUCGCGGCGCCGUUCCCCCGCCGCACAGAUUCCCUGAAGAUAAAUCAACUCCGGCUAGCAGCUGCACGAUUUUCAAAAGAGAGCAACUCUGAUGAGGACGAUGAUCUCCUUUCUGAACUCAGGGAUAAGUGGGAUGCCAUAGAGAACAAGUCCUCUCUUCUCUUGUAUGGUGGUGGAGCAGUCCUUGCUGUCUGGAUAUCCUUGGUUGUGGUCAGAGCUCUCGACUCUGUCCCAUUGCUCCCGGGCUUAUUGGAGCUAGUUGGGCUCAGCUACUCGGGAUGGUUUGUAUACCGGUACCUGCUCUUUCAGGAAAACCGGAAAGAAUUGGCCGAUAACCUCGAUGAUCUAAAGAAAAGGAUCACUGGUGAUGAAUAGCUGUAUUCUUGCUUUGGGACCUUGUAGGCUUCUAUUCUUAAUGCCAGUCAAUUUAGAUAUGAUCCAGAAAUAUUCAGAGCUAUUGAGGUAUGGCAUCCCACGCCUCCCGUGCAAUCUACAGUUCAGCAUGGUGUUUUGCUGAAUCUUCUGAUUCCUGAAGACGCAUCUCUACAUUUUCAAGCCGCGCUGAAAUUCUUGUGAUUCCCUCAUGCAAGCUGUGGUUCCUCUCACGAAUUCCCCGUGCUGCCCGGAGUAGGAAAUUAGCCGCCGGAACGUACAAUUGUAUUGUAAGGUGUAAAGUCAUCUGAAUUAAACCAGAAGCACUCUGUUCUCCCACUUGGUCAGAGAUGACGCACCUUAUAUUGCUAAUCGAGUGAUUAAUUUACACGCCCUGUAUCUGUAUCUGAAACA